AUGAAAGCUGACCCCAACAUGCCAGACACCAACGGAAAUACCGUCUUGCACCUGACAGUCAUACAUGAUCUCCCAGAAAUGUUCAUGCUCGCCGUGGAACUUGGAGCCAAUCUUCAUGUACGGAAUAACUUGAAACUCACACCACUUGCGUUGGCGGCGAGACUUGCAAAAAAACAGAUCUACGAUCUGAUUCUGGAAUGUGACAUGGACAUAUCUUGGAGAUAUGGGCCUGUUGUGUGCAAAGCAUAUCCGCUGAACGAUGUGGACACAAUACAAGAGAGCGACGGUUCUUUGAAUCCCAAUUCUGUGAUCGCCAAUGUAGUUUACGGAGUGAGUCAUUUGAGUUGUUUGACCACACAACCACAAUUUAUUGCACUCAGGACAAAGUGGAGCAUUUGGAGUUUUUUGACGGACUCAUUGAGGAAGUAUUGGAAAGUAAAUGGCAAACGUUUGGCAAAAAACACCUUUUCAAGUCGUUGGCUGGAUAUAUUUACUUUUUGACGGUGUUUUAUGUUGCGUUCAUGACUAGAGAUGCUCAUAUUUUGGUAAAUAUACUGUCAAGACAAAUUUCUCGAGAAUACUUAUUCAGAAUGCUAACGAUGAGGAACCAGAAGAUAUUGAGGCAGAUUUUUCGAAUUUCACUAAUAUUCUAAGCACGGGGCUCAGUUUGAGAGAACAUUUAGCGAUUGCCAGGUCAGUUUCUAGAAGCGAUUUACCUGCUCACUGUCAUUUAUGGAACUAUUCUUCAGGUCCGUCCCAACAGGUAUCUAACUAUCUAACAUUGUUUGCGUCCGCUUACUUUGUUUUUUCAGGUGCGUAUGGUCAGCGAGUUGUUAUGCCUUCUCGCAGUUGCAGUUAGAACCUUCAAGGAUUGUAUAGACGCUCAUAGAACUGGUCUCAGUCGAUGGUGGACUUCUAUUGUCAGCUUAUAAUUAUUCUCUGAACAAAAAACCCUCAAACUUUUUAUUUCAGAAAGCUUUCCCCGAAAAAGUGCUUCACAAGUUUUGUCAGUUGCUUAUUCUAUGCACAAUUCCUCUUCGAUUUGGAUGUUAUGUGAAUGAUAGUUUUUUAGUGAUUGAAAACUUCAUAGUUGUCUGUAUUGUGAUCAUGAGUACACUACAUUUCUUAUUCUACUGCAGGUAAACCACAUUUUACGAGUUCUCUCGAGUUCAGUCUACAGAAGUCUAAAAUUUGUCGGACCUUUUGUGUUGAUGGUGUACAAAAUUAUUGUGAGAGAUAUGCUCAGAUUUUUACUCAUUUACUCAUUCUUCCUAAUGGGAUUUGCUCAAGGUAACAUGGCGCAUCGACCGUACAGUUCAAAGAGAAAUGAGAUUUCAGCUUUUUUCGUCAUAUUCAAAUCAUGUGAGAGAGCAGAAAUAGAUUUUCGCGCUCGUAACAAUCUUACAGAAGAUGAUGAUUACAUUGAAAAGUUUGACUAUUGCCUCAAUCUGAUAUAAUCCAAUAAUGUUAAGGUUUGAAAAUAUAAUGGAAGAUGGCUGGGAAGCAGUGAUGAGGAUGUUCAUUAUGAGCGUCGGUGAAUUUGGUGCAUUGUACAAAAAUUUGAACGAAUGCAAGAGUAGCAUAGCUCCCCAAUCAAAGGUUCCGUUGAAUUCUCACUGUUUCAUCCCACAUUUUUCAGGUUUUCUUCAUUUUGUUCGAACUGAUAGUCACUGUGAUGCUUCUGAAUCUUCUAAUCGCCAUGAUGACAAGAACAUAUGAAAAAAUUGCGGAAACUGAAAAAGAAUGGAAGCGACAGGUGAUUCUACCGCUCUGA
This is a messenger RNA of Caenorhabditis sp. 36 PRJEB53466, 1774 nucleotides long. NCBI's taxonomy places the organism in Eukaryota, Metazoa, Nematoda, Chromadorea, Rhabditida, Rhabditidae. The record is from the annotation of a GenBank genome assembly.